Gallus gallus (chicken) is the source of this 1566-nucleotide messenger RNA. It is a transcript of the gene SOX11, whose product is annotated as SRY-box 11. The transcript has a single exon. NCBI's taxonomy places the organism in Eukaryota, Metazoa, Chordata, Aves, Galliformes, Phasianidae. The record is from RefSeq and is marked validated. Gene Ontology annotation, molecular function: DNA-binding transcription activator activity, RNA polymerase II-specific; RNA polymerase II cis-regulatory region sequence-specific DNA binding. Gene Ontology annotation, biological process: positive regulation of transcription by RNA polymerase II; anatomical structure morphogenesis; negative regulation of transcription by RNA polymerase II. Bases 268 to 1458 code for a protein of 396 amino acids.
GGGUGCGGAGCCGCGAGUUUUGCAGAAGGGGCAGCGCGCGCGGCGGGGCUAGGCGGGCCGGCGGCGAGGCCGGGGCAGAGCGCGGCGCCCAGCACAGCCCAGCCGCGCCCAGCCCCAGCCCGGCCGUGCCGAGCCGUGCUGCGCUGCGGGCAGAGGUCCCCCGGCCGGCGGUACGGUACAGCGCAGCGCCCGGUUCGCAGGGCAAGGUGCGGCGGUGGGAGGGGGCGGCGGUCGGCGCGGAGCGGAGCGCCGCGGGGGAGCCCAGCGAUGGUACAGCAGGCGGAGAGCGCGGAGAGCGAGAGCAACCUGCCCCGGGAGGCGAUGGACACCGAAGAGGGCGAGUUCAUGGCUUGCAGCCCGGUGGCUCUGGACGAGAGCGAUCCGGACUGGUGCAAAACGGCGUCGGGGCACAUCAAGCGACCGAUGAACGCUUUCAUGGUGUGGUCUAAGAUCGAGAGGAGAAAAAUCAUGGAGCAGUCGCCGGACAUGCACAACGCGGAGAUCUCCAAGCGCCUGGGCAAGCGGUGGAAAAUGCUGAAGGACAGCGAGAAGAUCCCCUUCAUCCGGGAGGCGGAGAGGCUGCGGCUCAAGCACAUGGCCGAUUACCCCGACUACAAGUACCGGCCCAGGAAAAAGCCCAAAAUGGACCCCUCGGCCAAGCCCAACGCCGGCCAGAGCCCCGAGAAGAACGCUCCCGGCGGCGGCAGCAAGAGCGCCAAGAGCUCGGGCAAGAAGUGCAGCAAGCUGAAGGCCGCCGCCGCCUCGCCCCCCAAGCCCGGCGCCAAAGCCGCCCCUCACGGGGACUACGCGGGGGACGAGUACGUCUUCGGCGCGCUGAAAGUCAGCAGCAAGGCGGUCAAGUGCGUUUUCGUGGACGAGGAGGAGGAGGACGAGGAGGACGAGGACGAGCUGCAGCUGCGGAUCAAGCAGGAGGCGGACGACGAGGAGGAGGACGAGGAGCCGGGCCCGCAGCAGCUGCGGCGGUACAACGUGGCCAAAGUGCCGGCCAGCCCCACCUUGAGCUCCUCGGCGGAGUCCACCGAGGGGGCGAGCCUCUACGAGGAGGUGCGGGGCGCGGCGGGCGGCGGCAGACUCUACUACAGCUUCAAGAACAUCACCAAGCAGGGCCCGCCGCCGCCGCAGCCGCCCGCCGGCCUCUCCCCCGCCUCGUCCCGCUCCAUCUCCACCUCGUCGGCCGGCAGCGAGGAGGCGGACGACCUCCUGUUCGACCUCAGCCUCAACUUCUCGCAGCAUGGCCACGCCGCCGCCGAGCUGGGGGCGGGGGCCGCCGCCGGCAACCUCUCCCUCUCGCUGGUGGACAAGGACCUGGACUCGUUCAGCGAGGGCAGCCUCGGCUCCCACUUCGAGUUCCCCGACUACUGCACCCCGGAGCUGAGCGAGAUGAUCGCGGGCGACUGGCUGGAGGCCAACUUCUCCGACCUGGUGUUCACGUACUGAGCGGGCGGAGGCGGCGACGGGGAGCGGCGGAUGCCGGCGGUGGUGAUGGUGGUGGUGAUGAUGAUGAUGAUGCUUAAAAAGAAAAAGUCUUCUUUAAAAAAAAAAAAA